This is a messenger RNA of Chondrus crispus (carragheen), 333 nucleotides long. RefSeq lists its product as hypothetical. The transcript has a single exon. Bases 1 to 333 code for a protein of 110 amino acids. The record is from RefSeq and is a predicted model, not a curated record. Lineage: Eukaryota; Rhodophyta; Florideophyceae; Gigartinales; Gigartinaceae.
AUGCGGAAAUACGCGUGCACUGGUUGCAGGUACAGCAUAACGGAUGGACAGAGAGAAUAUAUUCCAAAUGUAUCAUUUGCAAGUAUAGAAAGCUCAUUGGAUAUUUGGCUGCUUCGCUGUGUCUUGUACGCUUUGGAAGUUGACGUAUCGAAAAACGACAUUGCAUUGUUCAAACGGGAGGACGUUAGGGGCCUCACAAAUAUUGCCAGUUCCUUGCGGCAGUCCUCCGUAGUUUCAGAUACAUAUCCCCCUGUUCGUAUGCUCCGUUUUCCUGACGUCUCAAGAGGCCGGAAGGCUCUGUUAGCUGCGUAUGAGCACCAGUCAUCUUAUUGA